GUUCGGUCACAUAAUUUCUCAAUUUGCAGUAAAUCAGCCAAUCAGAUGUGCAGACAGACUUAUUAGCCACUCCUUUUUCCCCAUCUUUCAACCAUACAAUUUUUCAAUUGCUCAUCAAUCCAUGGAACCUUAAUAGUUCUUACAGGUGCAUGUUUAUCUAUAAUUGGAAGAAACAAUUUAAUAAAUUAAUCAAGUGCAGCAUCUGGAUGUUUGUUAUUAAUCACAUCAGACCAGCAAAUAUUUUUAACAUAAUCCACGAGUCACAGCAAAAAUAUUUUGUAUGAUCUCUUAUACAAUAUUUUAGGCCCAGCUUUUCGAGCUUUGGCUAUCCUAGAUUUAGCCACUAUUUUGUGUUCACUGCAUCCAAUGCUUACGGAUACAGCUUUAGAACAACGUUCUACAGUAUUAGCAAAAAUGUGAUCAAUACAUGUGGAUGAUCUUGUUCCUGUAGUGUUUGUAAACACCCUGGUAGAUUGUUUUAUAACCUGAACCAGAUUACAGGUACUGGGGCCUGUUGCACAAAAGUAGAAUUAAGACACCCGGGAUAAAUGACUCAGCUGAGCUCAAUGAAGCCAAAACAUGUGCGUCCAGGCUUAAUUGGUUGCACAAAGACCAAGCCAGGAUGAGCAGACACGGAUUCAUUAAACCAGGUGAAACCAAUCCUGGAUAGGUGCGCGCUCACGGCUCACUCAAAUAGACCCCGCCACAGAUCACAGAUUAACUGAUUUACCAUGGCAACUAGAGCCGCGUACUUUUCCCCGUCGGAAGCACAAAUCCUCAUGGAGGCAUACGAGGAGGUAAAAGAUAUAAUUAAGAAGAAAGGCAACACCGCCACAGUGAUAAAGCAAAGAGAAAAAGCGUGGCAAAGUAUUGCAGACCGCCUGAAUGCGUAAAUAGUGCACAAUUACACACUCACCGCUCCGCUGAAACAUCACAAUUACAAUUCAAAUAUUUAAUUCACAUCUCCAAAAAUGCAGUUGUACUGUAAUUAUGAAACGGUUAAAUUUUUAAUUGAAAUGCACUGCAGAUAUGAGUGAAAUUGUGUAAAGUAACUCCAUCACACUGUAUAAAGCUAUGAUAAAUUUUUUGAUAUUUUUACUGAAAACAAGACAAAAAUACCAAGUAAUUUUUUUGCAGUGUGACUCCAUUAAAUGUGUGUGUGUGUGUGUGUGUGUGUGUGUAGAUUAAACAUGAACGGGUCAAAACGGACAUGGCAGCAGGUCAAAAUCAAAUACAAGAACAUUCUGCAGAAUGCAGUGAAAAAGAAUACCCACAGACAAGGCACGGGUGGUGGGUCACCAAAGGCUGACCUUACCCCAGCAGAGGACAUGGCCUUGGAGCUAAAUAAAGGCAGGCCCGUCUUAGAGGGGAUCCCUGGGGGGAAAGAGACGAGCAUAGGUUCCUCCCAAGAUGCCACCCGCUUCAUUCAAGUGCCUGGCAGCACUGUGUUCCUGUUAGAGCCACCAGCACAAGCACCAGACGAUGCUGAUCCAGGUGAAGGCCCCAGUGCAGCAGCAACAGCACAUGAUGGAGACGAUGAUGAGGAGGAGACCAUCUCUCUGGAUUCCAGAAGGCAUGAGGACCCAGAUGCUAUACAGUGGGAAAACCAGCCUGGCAACAUAAGCUCACAAGCUAUCAGAAAGUUGUAUGGCAACCACCUCCGGCGCCAAAUAGAACUGGCAGACAUAGACAUUCAGUACAAGAAGAAAAAGAUGGAAAAUCUUGCACUGGAGUCCGAAAUAAAAAAGAGGACAAUUAGGAAACUGGACCUUGAAAUAAAAAAACUUGAGGGAGCUCCAAGAAGAUGACACAGCUCAAAAUAAAAAUUAGCAAUCAGUACAACCAAGUCAUCGUUAUAAGGCAUCGCCCUCUUUUGCCCACCCCCCAGCACCAGGUGUGGCCACUAGCCUAUAUGAAGGCCCAAAAUUGUGUGUUCCUUUCUGCUCUGACAAUGGCAUGCCCAUUCGUGCGAGAUGUGGUGGAUGAAGAAGCACUUGUGCUGAGGAGAGCCUUCAGGCGAGAAAGGGUCUUCAGGGACCGGUUGGACCCACUGGCCUUCCCUGAUGACCAUCUAUAUGAAAGAUACAGGUUUUCUGCAGAUGGCAUCAGGUAUCUAUGCAGACUACUGGGUCCCAGGAUUAAGCACCGCACUGCACGGAGCCAUGCACUGAGUGUGGAGCAAAUGGUUUGUGUGGCCUUGCGCUUUUUUGCUAGUGGAGCCUUCCUGUACUCAGUGGGGAUGCAGAACAGCUGAACAAGGCCACAAUUUGCCGCACAAUAAGGAGUGUGUGUCUGGCUAUCAAAGCAUUAGCAGAUGUCUUCAUCUCCUUCCCUGGCCACAGAAGACUCUGUGACAUCAAAGAGGAGUUCUAUAGGAUUGCAGAUGGUCUGCAAUGCUGACUGUGUGAUCAGCAAUGUUGUGGCAAAAUGGCCUGGCUCAGUCCAUGACUCCAGAAUCUUUCGGGCCUCUGAAAUCUAUCAGUGCCUAUCACAAGGUGAAUUCUCUGGUGUGUUGCUGGGAGACAGGGGUAUGGCUGCCAGCCUUUUCUCCUGACACCUUUCACAGACCCCCAGGAAGCACAGCAGGCCUACAACCAUGCCCAUGCCAGGACCAGGGCCAGAGUUGAAAUGACCUUUGGCCUCCUGAAGGCACGCUUUCACUGCCUUCACAAAUUAAGGGUCAGCCCUGUUAGGGCAUGUGAUAUUACUGUGGCUUGUGCUGUCCUCUACAAUGUGGCCUGCCUGAGGAAGGAGAGGGCCCCCAGAGUGCCACCAGCCAUGGACUGGGACAAUCCGGCAAUCUUCCCUGAUGACGACAGUGGUCGGCUGCUGAGGGACCAAUAUGUGUUGAAUUAUUUUAGUUAGUAUGUGUGCUUUCAAUUUUGGUUAAAUAUGUCCUGCGGUGGCAGAGGAAUUUGGUUUUUUUGGGUUCGUUUUUGACGAAUUUGGCCUCUUAUGAUGUUUGUGCGGUAUACUGUGUGUAAUACAAGGCUGCAGGGAGGCUACUGCAUCCAUUCAUUUGUCUGUUCAGUUGAUGUGUAUGGAUUUGUCCUGCAUUUAUUUUAGUGUGCAGACAUGCAGGGUGUGUUAUAUACAGACCUUUGAAUGUGUAUGUAUCAUUUUGUAUAAUAUGCUUGGAUUCUGUGCUUUCCAUCUUGUAGAGUCACUGUGACUUCAGUUUCGAAAGGAGCUGAUGGUUUACCUGCUUUGUUUUGUCCUUAUUCAAUAAAGGAACAUAAUGUUACACAUUGUGUUUUUAUAUUCAUAUGGAAUGUGUAUUUGUUUAUAUGACAGCGUACUAGGGCCACACUGAAGAAAAAGGAUAAAGUCAUAAAUUUAUGAGGCUGGUUCUUUCUGCAGAAAAGCUACAUAUUGUUUUGAUACUUAUGACAAUGUGAUACUUAAUAUUCUGGCACAUCAGCAUGUCUUUGUUUAUGAAACCAUACUGAAGUACAAUUUCACGAAAUGCCCAACAUCUGUCAUUUUAACAACUGUCCUCCUUUAAAACAACUGGUUACAAUA
Oncorhynchus nerka (sockeye salmon) is the source of this 3522-nucleotide messenger RNA. RefSeq lists its product as uncharacterized. Lineage: Eukaryota; Metazoa; Chordata; Actinopteri; Salmoniformes; Salmonidae. The record is from RefSeq and is a predicted model, not a curated record. Bases 1152 to 1808 code for a protein of 218 amino acids. The transcript has 10 exons.